AUGGAUUCCAAAUCGAAGGUGGAGGAACUGGAGGAGGCAAAGCCCACCCCUCUCAAUCGAUAUGGCGACCAUGCGCAACAGGAGAAACUAACGCGGAGGAUACUACUGAAAUUGGAUACGCGAAUUCUUCCUAUGCUGGCACUGCUGUUUCUGUGUUCUUUUCUUGAUAGGACAAAUGUCGGCAAUGCGAAGAUUAUUGGCUUAGAGGAGGACCUUUCUAUUUCUGAUCAUCAAUACGACGUUGGUUUGGCUGUGUUCUAUCUUACCUAUAUCUGCAGUGAAUUGCCGAGUAAUCUGGUGCUAAAGAAGGCAUCGCCAAAGCUUUGGCUCCCAUUUUUGACGGCUAUCUGGGGUAUCAUCACCAUGUGUCUUGGGUUCGUGCAAAACUUCGCUGGUUUUGUGGCUGUUCGCGCAUUGUUGGGUAUUGCGGAGGGUGGCUUACUCCCGGGAAUGGUGUUAUAUCUGUCUACAUUCUAUCGAAGGGGCGACCUUGCUCUACGAAUUGGUCUGUUUUACACAGCUGCUUCUUUGUCCGGUGCAUUUGGGGGUCUUCUUGCCCGUGGACUAGCUGAAAUUGGACCUCGUGGAGGUUUAGAAGGCUGGCGCUGGAUCCUUAUCAUCGAGGGACUUUUGGUUCGAUGUUCAAUCUCAAAAAUGGCUAGUGUAAUUGCUAACAAACGGCAGACAUUCCUCUGCGGAGUCCUGAGCUUCUUCGUCCUUCCGAACAGCAUAGAAUCAGCAUCUUUCCUGACUAGCGAGGAGAAAGAAUUUGGCCGGGAGAGAUUGAUGCUUGAUAAUCCCAGGACUGUAGAAGGAACCCUAGCAUCAGAAGCAGAAUCUUUCAAAUGGUCAGAAGUCCGCCGCGGUGUCCUAGAUCUACAAGUAUGGCUCUCCGCAACAGCUUACUUCGCCAUCCUAUCAGGCCUGUACUCUUUCGGUCUAUUCCUCCCAACCAUAAUCAAGAAUCUCGGCUUCGCCAAAGAUGCAAACGAAGUCCAACUCUGGUCGGUGAUCCCCUACGCCGUCGCAGCAGCAGUCACCGUGGUAGUGGCAAUUAUUUCGGAUCGUCUUCGCCUGAGAGGUGUCGUCAUGCUAUUCACCCUUCCAGUUGCUAUAAUAGGCUACGCUGCCAUCGCCAAUAUUCACUCGCCGCGCGUUCAAUAUGGCAUGACUUUCCUCAUGGCCACUGGAAUGUACGCUAGUGUGCCUUGUAUUCUGGUUUGGUUGUCGAAUAAUUCCGCUGGACAUUAUAAAAGGGCUACGACUUCGGCUAUGCAGUUAGCUAUUGCCAAUGCUGGAGGUUUUGUUGCAACCUUCAAUUAUCCAUCCAAGGAUGGCCCUCUCUUCCAUCGUGGACAUACUAUUAUUCUUGGCUUAUUGUGUUUCGCUUGGUUUAUGAUUCUACUUAACGUGCUCUACUGCGCGAAAAUUAACCGAGACAAGAAGAAUGGCAAAUAUGACCGGUACGCUGGUUACAACGACGACCGGAACCCAGAAUUUAUGAUGAUCCUUUGA
Penicillium nucicola is the source of this 1515-nucleotide messenger RNA. RefSeq lists its product as uncharacterized. Gene Ontology annotation, cellular component: membrane. Gene Ontology annotation, molecular function: transmembrane transporter activity. The record is from RefSeq and is a predicted model, not a curated record. Bases 1 to 1515 code for a protein of 504 amino acids. Lineage: Eukaryota; Fungi; Ascomycota; Eurotiomycetes; Eurotiales; Aspergillaceae. The transcript is spliced from 9 exons. Gene Ontology annotation, biological process: transmembrane transport.